Molecule: messenger RNA, 999 nt
Organism: Amblyraja radiata (thorny skate)
Lineage: Eukaryota; Metazoa; Chordata; Chondrichthyes; Rajiformes; Rajidae
Product: transcription factor HES-3
Exons: 4
Coding region: 192-899 (235 amino acids)
Biological process (GO): regulation of DNA-templated transcription
Molecular function (GO): protein dimerization activity; DNA binding
Source: RefSeq, a predicted model, not a curated record
CUGCCGCGUUACAAUGGGCGCGGGCAGCUGCGGGGAGCGGCGACUCCUUGCAUUCACAUGCAAAGUGGCGAUACUUUAUAAACCCUCGCCAACGGCGUUCCCGGCUAUUUCACCGCACACCUGUUCUUGCGGAGCAAGCACACCCAGAAAAAGACCCCAUAACUAUAAGGGGAAUCAAAAAAGAGUGUGAAAUGAAAAAUACCAACAAGCCGGCGGGUCGGUUCUUGAUCCCAGUCGCCACACAAACCUGCGGCCACAGGAAGAUUUCAAAGCCGCUGAUGGAGAAAAAGAGAAGGGCUCGGAUCAACGAGUGCCUGGAACAGCUGAAGUCGUUGCUGGAAGACCACUACUCAAAUAACAUUAGGAAACGCAAACUGGAAAAGGCCGACAUCCUGGAAUUAACCGUGAAACAUCUGAGGGAUUUGCAGAGUUCUCGACAGGGGGCGGUGCGGAUGUCCAGAGACGGAGCGGCGCAGUACCAGGCGGGAUUCAGGAGCUGCCUGAACGCAGUCAGCCAGUACCUGCUGCGGAGCAAGGGCACCGAGGAGCACCUGCGGCUGGGCGUACUCAACCACCUGGUCACCGCUUUCCCCGUCUUCUCCGGCUCUGGCUCCGGCUUCGGCGCGGUGGACGGCGGCAGCCGAAACGAAGGCCGGCUUCUCGUCAAUCCGGCGGCGCAGCCCCAAGGCGAGCUGUGUGGGCCCGCGGCCAAAGCCACCGCCGCCUCCGCGCUUCGACACAGCAUCCAGCAGCAAGUAGCUGACAUCGCGGCGACUGAAAAUUCCAGCCCAGAGACCCCCGCACAAGAACAGGACGCAGCGCCCGUCGCUGCCCAAACUAAACCCCCCGCCAACCGUGUAGCCUCCUUUGACUUGGAACCGCCGUGGCGGCCUUGGUAGCUCUCUCACCCCCUGCGCUGUACAUAGCGUGUACUGAGCUAGUGAGGGAAUGAACUGCAGAUGCUGAAGAUAGACCCAGAAUGCUGGAGUAGCUCGGCGG